Messenger RNA from Exophiala bonariae, 1089 nucleotides. RefSeq lists its product as uncharacterized. Gene Ontology annotation, biological process: endoplasmic reticulum to Golgi vesicle-mediated transport. NCBI's taxonomy places the organism in Eukaryota, Fungi, Ascomycota, Eurotiomycetes, Chaetothyriales, Herpotrichiellaceae. Bases 1 to 1089 code for a protein of 362 amino acids. The record is from RefSeq and is a predicted model, not a curated record. The transcript has 3 exons. Gene Ontology annotation, cellular component: endoplasmic reticulum membrane; COPII-coated ER to Golgi transport vesicle; endoplasmic reticulum-Golgi intermediate compartment.
AUGCAGCAACGGCAACCUUUCUCCCCGCCACAAAAGUCCCCCGAACUCUUUCAUCCUCGACCCCAGCAUAUUUCCCAGGUCCCCAUGAUGAGAUCUCCUCCUCCACCAGCCUCCUAUCAGAGUCAGCAGCAGCAGUCUCAACCACAACUCAAUAGCUAUGGUAAUCCUUUCUCGUCCCCAGCUGCCGGGACUGGAGGAGCCGCUGGCUUUGGUGGCUUCAUCAAUGAUCCCACUGCUCAGAUGGGCUUCCAGGUUGGAAAGACUGCUGUUAUGGCGGGCCAAGAAUACAUGGAGCAGAAUUUAAAUCGUCUGGUUCCUGUCUCGGCUCUUAAACACUACUUCAAUGUUUCCAAUUCUUACGUCGUGCGGAAACUCUUACUUGUUCUGUUUCCAUGGAGGCACAAACCUUGGACCAGACAACAGACCAGAAUGGCCACAUCAUCUACCAAUCCCGACGGCCAUGUCUCUCAACAAUCUUAUUCUCUGAACUACCUCCCACCCCGCGACGACCUCAACUCUCCCGAUAUGUACAUCCCUAUCAUGGCUCUGGUCACAUAUAUUCUCCUUUCCACCGUUCUUGCCGGAAUAAGAGGUUCCUUCCACCCCGAGUUACUAGGCAGCAUCACGAGUACCGCUCUCUUCGUUGUUGGGUUUGAAUUUAUCAUUCUCCGAGCCGCUAUGUACUUCUUAGCCAUCACCAACGACUCGCAAUUUCUCGACUUGUUCGCUUACUCUGGCUACAAGUUCGUCGGAGUCAUUCUUACCCUCUUCCUCAGCGAGCUUUUGACUGGUGGCCGUGGCACCAACAACUGGGUUGGAUGGACCUUGUUCAUCUAUACCUGGUAUGCAAAUGCUUUUUUCUUGCUUCGAUCACUCAAAUACGUUCUGCUUCCAGACACUUCCAAUGAUCCCACAGGAAUGCCUGGGAAUAGCACUCCUUACACUAUGGCACGCACCAGGAAGAAUCAGCGCACCUAUUUUCUUGCCAUUUAUGCCUUUGUGAUCCAAAUGCUUUUCAUGUGGCUUUUGAGUCGUGAGGAAUCUGCGGUCAAGACCGUCACGAAAAAAAUCACUGGACCCAAAGUUUGA